This is a messenger RNA of Balearica regulorum gibbericeps (East African grey crowned-crane), 1090 nucleotides long. Lineage: Eukaryota; Metazoa; Chordata; Aves; Gruiformes; Gruidae. The record is from RefSeq and is a predicted model, not a curated record.
CAAUAAUCCCUCCUUCUCCCCUCGGCGCAUCUCUCCUGAAGUGCAGCAAUCCAGCUUCUACGGCUACACGGGGCUGCUGCCCAAGCGCUACACGCAGGGGGUGAUGACGGGCGAGAGCACUGCUGGGGUCAUCAUCUCGCUCAGCCGCAUUUUCACCAAGCUGCUGCUGUCGGAUGAGAAGGAGAACACGGUCAUCUUCUUCUUCAUUUCCAUCGGCAUGGAGCUGACGUGCUUCAUCCUCCACCUCCUGGUGAAGCGCACCCGCUUCGUCCGCUACUACACCGCCUGCUCCCGCAAGGGUCUCCCUGAAACCCGGGGGGCUGGUGAUCGUGGGACGGGCUACCGCGUCCACCACGAUGUUACUUCGGAGGAUGUCCGAUUUGAGAAUCGGCCACGGGGGCAGCCGAGCUCUCCUCAGGGCAGUCCAGACCCUGAAGCUGAGCUGGCUGGCAGCGGCACCUACAUGCGCUUUGACGUCCCUCGGCCCAAAAUCAAGAGGAGCUGGCCCAGCUUCAGAGACAUGCUGCUCCACCGCUACGUCGUGUCCCGGCUCAUCUGGGCCUACAUGCUCUCCAUCGCCAUGACCUACUUCAUCACGCUGUGCCUCUUUCCCGGGCUGGAGUCGGAGAUCCACAACUGCACACUGGGGGAAUGGCUCCCCAUCCUCAUCAUGGCCAUCUUCAACCUCUCCGACUUCGUCGGCAAGAUCCUGGCUGCCUUGCCCUACGACUGGAGAGGGACCCACCUCCUCAUCUACUCCUGCCUCCGUGUGGUCUUCAUCCCCCUCUUCAUCAUGUGUGUCUACCCCAAUGGGAGGCCCACCUUUGGCCACCCCGCCUGGCCCUGCAUCUUCUCCCUCCUCAUGGGCAUCACCAACGGCUACUUCGGCAGUGUCCCCAUGAUCCUGGCCGCCGGGAAAGUGAGCCCUGAGCAGCGUGAGCUGGCAGGGAACACCAUGACUGUGUCCUACAUGACAGGCUUGACGCUGGGCUCAGCCGUGGCAUAUUUUGCCUAUAGCCUCACCAGUACGUCCCACAGUACCUGUUUCUACACCGAAACCUCCAACAGCUCCUUCACGUCAGGGUACUGA